This is a messenger RNA of Carassius carassius (crucian carp), 2252 nucleotides long. RefSeq names its product cbp/p300-interacting transactivator 2-like. Gene Ontology annotation, cellular component: nucleus. The coding region runs from base 201 to 875 and encodes 224 amino acids. Gene Ontology annotation, biological process: regulation of DNA-templated transcription. The transcript has 2 exons. The record is from RefSeq and is a predicted model, not a curated record. NCBI's taxonomy places the organism in Eukaryota, Metazoa, Chordata, Actinopteri, Cypriniformes, Cyprinidae.
CGAGAAGCAUGCAGCAGUUUUUCGUAAUGUUUUUGAUGCGGAGGCUAGGGCUUAAUGCGGUCCGUAUUUGGAGAGCAUACGCUUUUUAUUGACUUGGAUUAGGAGGGACUGUGAACUAUUUAAUCUCUGGGAUUGUCAAUUACUUUUUGCUGUUGUCGUCUGCGGUGCGACGCACUCAGCAGAUUCAAGCAGAGAGUGGAAUGGCAGACCGCAUGAUGGCAAUGAACCACGGACGUUUCCCUGAUGCAGUGAAUGGGCAUCAACACUCGCACAACGCGCGCAGGAUGGGAAUGGGACAGUUUUCCAACGCGCUUCCACAGCAGCAGCAUUAUACCGUUACCAUGGGAGAUCACCUGCAUUACGCGGGAGGGAAUGUAAACGCAAACCACGGGAUCCGGCAUUCCAUGGCAUCUGGGAAUAAUAUAAACGGAGGGAUCCCCAAUGGUAACUUGCCUGCCCGAUUUAACUCCCAGUUUGUCGGACAAGGGCAGCAGCUCGCUGCCAGUAUGCAGUUGCAGAAGCUCAAUACGCCUUACUACAGUCACCACACGCAUCCUUCCCAUCAUCACCAUUACAUGCACGAAAUGCACCCCGCCAGUCACCAGUUAAACGGGACAGGACAACAGUUCCGAGACAGUAACGUUAAACAGAAUACAUCUGGGGUUCCUCUGCCUGGCCACCACAUGCCUGCAGCAAUGCUGCCCCCCAACGUUAUCGACACGGAUUUUAUUGACGAGGAGGUCUUGAUGUCACUGGUGAUAGAAAUGGGCUUGGACAGAAUAAAAGAGCUGCCAGAGCUCUGGCUGGGACAGAAUGAGUUUGAUUUCAUGACAGACUUCGUUUGUAAGCAACAGCCCAGCCGAGUGAGCUGUUAAUCUCACUUUUUUUUUUCCUUUUUUUUUUGGCUUUGUCCUUUUUUAUGAGACUGAUAUUACUGGUGUGUUUUCCUAGGUCCAUAAACUAGAGGGUUCCCACAUUCCUGAAUGUAUCAGGGAAUUUCAAAAGUUCAUUUUUAGGCCUGAAAAAGUCUUGGAGAUUAAUUACAAUUAAAAAAAGCCAUGGACAUUUGUGUAGUCAAUAUCACAUUUCUAGAUAUGCUGACAUAUAACAUUGACCAAAAAAAAAAGAAUGUGAUUUCUAUAUUUUUAAAAAUCCUCCACUUCACAGAUAACUGGAAAAGGGGGGGAUCCUGUAAAUUCAUUAGUCAGGUGUGGGAACCCUGAAAUCCAAAUGAUGAGUCCACAAAACUUGGAAGUACCAUUCAAGAGUAAACAUUCAUCAGCUGGUUCAUGCCAUUAUGUAACAGAAAUUGAUUUGUUUUGCAUGAGGAUGGUUUGGACACCCAAGAGCCAUGCUAUAAGUCACAUACACAAGAGGCUGGAGAGUGAGAAAUGGACGGAAAUCCCAGACAACUCAAGAAUAUCUGUUCAGUAUUAAUGUAGCAGACAAAAUAGACAAAAAAAUAAUAAUUUUAAAAUCAUGUUUUGCUUUUUCAGACACUUUUAAUAUGAGACCUCCAGUGGUAUCAGAUGUCAGUGAAUGCAUAUUCUAAAUAGUGUUGGUGGUUAUGUGACAUGAUUGUAGAUAAUAGUUUGUAAUUGUCUCAAUCAGCAAUGUAUUAUACACUUUAGUGGCCAUAUUUACCAGACUCCUGUGCUGCUCAGAGAUUCACUGAACUGUGAGCAAAUGCUUCAAGUUCUUCUUCUCUCCACCCUUUCUACAUCUACUCAGGCCCAUGUUGCCUCCAUGAUGCUUGUGUGUAUAUCAGAGCCUAAACCAUAUACGGAAAUUAUAUGAAUGUGAGUGAGAGUGUGCAUUUGCCUGCUUCUCUCUAUAUGUGCUUACAUUGAGUACAGUGUAUCGAAAAGUCCAAGAAAAGGCAUUCCGAUCCUGAAUGUCAUAGUCUGGAAUGUUGUAAAAGAAGGGAAUGUGGAAAUAUCCCAACACAGAAGAGUUUCAUCUUCUUCGGUUUUGAAAAAUAGAUAGACCACUGUGCUUAUUAUAGUAUGCGGUACAUGGCAAUACUACUGUGUUGAGGCUUUCUAGGAAAGUUUUACAGUAUUUUUGUAUAUUUUUAGAAAAAAAAUGUUAAUUUAUUUUAAUUUGCAAACAUGAAUAAAGCAGCAGAGGCUCAUUACUGAAAUCAAUGCCCUGUUCUUUUGGGUGUCAGCAUCAUUUACGAUUCCAAAUUGUAGUUAUGAUGUUCUAUUCGUGUCAGUUUUACAAUUAAAGUUCUGUUCUAAUCAACAUAA